AUGACCGACGUCAUGAUGAACUCCCCGUCUGUGACCUUUGACCUGAUGGCUGCCAUGUUGCAUUCUCAGCUCCAGCUGAGCCUCCAGCCUCCCGCUGACCGUCGGUCCUCCAUCAGCCCGGGACGAGGCGCCUGCUGCGGGGAGGAGCAGCGCGUCCAGCGCGUCCAGCCGGUCGUGUGUCCACCGGCUGCAGAUUUCACACACACACGGACAGCAGGAGUGUCUUGGACCAAAUUGUUGGCAGCUUGCAUCACAAGGUCACUUUGCUGGAACGGUGCCUUGCUCGUGGGCUCGCAGGCUGCCGCUGCUGAAUGUGUGUCAGUGGGCCACCGGAAAAACAGACUCGACAUUCCAGCCACAGCCGAUGGAGUCUCUGAACGCCGUGGAGCUGCGGGAGCUGCAACGCUGCGGCCCGUCCAGCGGGGGGCGCUGCGCCGCCGGAGGCUUCGAGAACGUCUCCUACCAGCAGGACGAGGAGCUGGACGAACCGGGACCGGAUGCGACCCGCGCUGUCCGUCCGGAACCAGCACGGUUUCUCCAGAGUCGUGUGACGAUGAGGAUGGCGGGGCUGCCGGAGGAGGAGGUGAUGGUGGUGCGGGCCUGGCGGCGCCGGACCCGGCCGACGGCCGCUCUGCGGACCUGGGCUUCGUUGUGGCGCUGGUUCUGCUGGUGAGCGGCAUCGUGCUGGUGGUGGUGGCCUACACCGUCCCCCGGGACGCCGGCGUUGAUCCGGACUCGGUGUCGGCGCGGCAGAUGGAGAAGCUGGAGCUGCACUACGCCCGGCUGGGCUCGCACCUGGACAGGUGCAUCAUCGCAGGCCUGGGCCUGCUGACGCUGGGCGGGAUGUUCCUGUCCGUCCUGCUCAUGGUCUCCAUCUGCCGGGGCGAGAUGUACCGCCGCGCCGCCUUCGUCCGGCCCAAAAGGACCUACGGCUCCAUCAGCCUGAGGAUGAAGCAGCUGGCGACCGGAGAGGCGGACGGAGACGGGGUGGAGCGGGUUCUGGUGGAAAACACACAGCCGGGGUCCAGCCGGGACCAGAACUCAGAACCGAGCAGGACGCCGGCUGCGGCUUCAGCUGCAUGUGGAGUUUAGUCGGAAUUGAUCCGGUUGGAUCCGGUUUGGUUCAGUUGGAUCCCAGCUGUCAGAAGCCAACCAAUCAGACGGCU
Messenger RNA from Poeciliopsis prolifica (blackstripe livebearer), 1166 nucleotides. RefSeq names its product transmembrane protein 74B-like. NCBI's taxonomy places the organism in Eukaryota, Metazoa, Chordata, Actinopteri, Cyprinodontiformes, Poeciliidae. The record is from RefSeq and is a predicted model, not a curated record.